Molecule: messenger RNA, 14336 nt
Organism: Porites lobata
Lineage: Eukaryota; Metazoa; Cnidaria; Anthozoa; Scleractinia; Poritidae
Source: the annotation of a GenBank genome assembly
AUGGCCAACCUAUGGAGGAUCGCGCGAGAGUGGAUGCAAUCACAGAAUCCCCACCAUAACAUUCCUCCGCCUAAACUCAGCAGUGUACUGGAAAUUUUACAAACACAGGAAGAAGCUAGAGAUCACGUUUAUUAUGACGCUUUGAGACGAAUCUCGGCAUCCUCGAAGGUCAGUCGAAUUUUAUGCUUAGUUAAAUUCCUCUUCGUUUGUUUAAAGGCGUGCAAGGGUAAUUAUGGAAGUUGUCCGGCUUUGAUUACCCUGGGUACUAGGUUUUUUUUUCUUUCCUAAUUCCUGAUAGUUCUGAUAAUUCAUCCAAGGUAUCUCGAGAAGGGACCUCUGGAGUCAGGGAGAGCUUUGAUUGACUCGAUCUCGCUUUUAACUACACUUCCAACCUCUCGUACCUCUGUAAUACGGACACUUUAAUGUCUGUAUUAAGGCUGAGUGUUUGACUGUAAGUUGAUGGUUAGUGACUAAUAUAGGCACGAUCGAAACCGCUCUAAUUCGAUAACGAGUAUGAAAGCAAAGUCAGUGUCCUUUUUGUAGUUCACUUUACUUUGCCAGAAAAUAAUAUUGAAAGAAUGAAAGAGUAAGUGUCGAGGAGACCUUAAAAAAUUGAGACGUGUUUUUUAGUCGAGUAUCCGGAGUGCAGAGGCAUCGCAGGUGGGACAUUGGUCAUAAAAACUUCCCGCGAAGCUGUAUUGUUAAAGAAGAGCUGCAUUGUGACAAAAUUGUCAUGCAGUUUUUGUUUGUAUAAUACGAACAUUCAAUUAUUAAACGUUUUAGUGCAAUGUGUCUGAGACUGUAUUAGUUGUUAGUGAAGAACAUGAUUGGCCGGCAAUGUAUAUUAGUUUAAUCAUGAUAAAAUGCGUGUUGACUUGCCUUCCUUUAUUAUAUUAAUUUUCUGUCUUUGGCCGUAGUGUAGUUCGAUUAUUGCUUUUGGGGAACUCUUUUUCCUUCUCUGAUGAUUUUUUCUUGGACGACAAAGAAUGACUUAAGUGGCGAAUAUAUUUUAACUUCCCAACUUUGUUCAAUUAUUGCUUCUUCCUCGUCCUUUGUUUAAUCAAACGCAGACAGUAGUCAUUUCUAAUUUGUCUAACAUGCCAAUUCCCUGAUUCGAUUCUAAAACCUUUCGCCAGGAUUUUGAACGGUAGUUUAAAUAGUUAUAAUAUUUUUCAAUAUUUGAAAUCGUGACAUAAUAUUUCGCCGAAAGAGUGAUUAAAAUUUCGUAAGGCCUAUCGUAGUUUUAUUUUGACAGUUUUUAGAUUUGCGCCAGUUUGUUAAAUUGCCCUGUUUACUUAAAAACGUGUCGAAAAUUAGAUUUCGUGCCAAAUUUGAAUCCUUGACAAAAAAUGUGCUAAUGAAAUAUUUAACCGAUACCUACGUGGAAUUUUAACACCGCUUAAGGAUAUAUUAACACUUAACAUGGCAUUUUCUUUUACUAGGUUUGUAUUUACGUGUAAUCAUUACUGAGCAAAGCGUUUUAAAAAAUCUCGGCUCAGCACAUCGGUUUUAUAGACAGUUUGUGGACUUCGUACGUGCAACUUUUACGUACAAAGUGAACUCUCGCCGGUUUUUCUAAACUCGUUCAGGUAUGAACUCUUUGACACUAGAUUAGGUGCCAUCAGUUCUGGGUUUAUUGUAGCCGGCAAGCAAGCUCUCCAAUUUGGGCGAGAGAAGUGAGUCACGCGAGAACGCGCGAGCGAGCGGCUAAGCCGCGAGAGGCGAGGUUUAUUGUUUUCGCUCCGAACGGCAGCUCUAAACAAAAAUCACAAAUGAGAUUUACUUUUUCCGCUUCAGUUUCGACAAUACGUUUGUCUUUCUGGUGUAAAUUUGACAGCGCAUAGUGACAAACCCGGGCGACGAACCCCAGCAAUUGUAAGACAAUGUCAGUUUACAGUUUUAAGUGCUUUUAUGUGAAUUCUUUGGUCGUCUUGUUAAGUCAGCAGUUAAUUAUUGCACACAAACCAAUUGUGUUCCAUGAGAGCUAUUUGAAAAGCAGAACAAUUAACUCCCCCGUUUUGCAAUAGUUUUUCUUGGAUGGUCAGCGGCCAGGCAAGAUGUACCUGACCCAUAAUAUAAUAAUUUAUUAAUAAUCUAAGUGAGGCUGCCCAAUCUUUUUAGCCCUUAAUAGUUAUCAUGGGUAGCCUGUACUCUCUCCAUAUUUUAUAGUAAUUUUUUUUGUAUCACGUUAAAACAAUGUAGGGUACAAAUAAAGUUGUUGUUUUUAUAACUUAAGUGUGAAUAAAUUUGUCCUUGUCACGUCCUGCUUACACUACUCAAACUACUGAACUUUUCAGCAUAAAGUGCACAGCUGCUAGUAAAACCUGUUUCAAGAUAAAGCUGUCUUAGAGCGCUGCGCUUUUUAGGAUGAUUAGUUAUACUGCACGUACUAGACCUCAAUGUACAAUUCCUUUUCUCUCGUUAGUCUGAAGACUAUGAGCUCCUUACAGAUACGGUCGGUUCGGUGUACAGACCCAAUUUGGAAUACCAGUUUGUCCUUUGGGCAACACAGCUUUCACAUUUUGCUUACCUGGGGCCACUUCUUGCUUGUCUUUGUUAAUGAUUUAGUUUAAGGAUGACUUGCCCGGUCCCUUAUUCAUUCAUUUUACUUUCUUUUUCCGGUGAACUGCAAGGAUGAAAAGACGACGUAAGUGAAACCAUAGUUAAAUAAGUUUUACAAAAUGACGAAGGAAAUAAGUCCCCAGUCCUUAGGGUUAUUCUGUUAAUUGUAAAGCGGCGAGAGGCAAUCUGGUGAACUGGUUGAUGGCGCAACCGUGUACGUACACCCAUGAACUAUUUUCUUUGUUUAGUUUGUAAGAAGUUGCUGAACUUUGUAAUCAUGCUUUUCUCAGCUUGAUAAAGAAUAUAAAUGCUUAGAAAGUAUUUAAAGUUGACAAAAAAGACCAUCAUUUGUUGAGCGCCCAACCUCUAAAAAUCUCUCCUCCUCUAAUGAUAGCUUUGGCUCAACAGUUUAUUUUGAAUUUUCUAGCAACGAAACCUCCAAUAACGUUACUUUGAUUCGUCCUUAAGUUGGGACUGAUACAAUAGAUUUUCUUUAUAGUUGUACCUGUAGUGAAUAAGCUCUUUUUGUUUUCAGUCAUGUCGGGAAUGGUGCUUGUGCUGAUUGCGCUACGUUAGGAAGCAUCACUGAAGAAGAAGGGGAAAGCUCAUCCUAUUCUAGGCGAGGCUCUGUCGUAAGAUACGCCCUAUCAAUAGGAGAAUCUAUCCAAGAGGUUAGUUUACAAGUGUUACACUGAAACUGAAAGUUCUUAUCGAAUCGAGCAAAGCGCAAUGAAAGCAGGCAAAAUAUGUGUUUUUCUAGAAACAAAGGGAACUGCUUUCUCGUUUUGGCGGUCUUGUUAGGCUUCCUUUGAUAGUCUAUCAACUGCAGCAGGGUUAGCUCAGUCGGUAGAGCGCUCGCCUGCAGAGCGGGAGUUCACGGGUUCGAUUCCCAGGACCGGACCAACACCCAGCGUCUUAAAAUAACUGAGAAAUGAGGGUACUGCCUUUGCCCUGCAAAUGGCUAGACCUUCGCGUGGCUCGGAUGACCACGUAAAAUGGCGGUCCCGUCUCCAGUAGGAGACGUUAAAAUAGUGUCCCCAAUUAGUACUUUCGUGCUUGAUACAUUGAUACUAAAAUGAAGUGCUAAUUUUGUAUCAUGAUAAAUUUACCCUUAUGUAAGCUUGGUUAGUGAGAAGGCCGUGACGCAAUUUUGCCAACGUAAAGAGCGCGCGCAAAUUCAAACGUGUACACGUGACUGCUAACGGUGUUGAUUGGUUGCUUGUUGCGCGCGCCACGUUUUUCCUUUGUUGCGUCACAAAGAAAAUGUCCAGCUGUGAAACGAAACCAGUGCAGGUUUGCUUAUACAAGAAAAAGAGAGUGUGUGUAAGAAAAUAACUCAAGGAGAGAAGCCCUUUUUAACCCCUUCAACCUAAGCGGAGAAAGUGAGGUUUUAUUUGUUUCUUAUUUCUUACGUUAUAUUAGUCGUGGACACCGAAAUUUAAAGUUUUAGACGUCAGUUAAGUCUUUGCAAUAUCUGCUAUCAUUCUCUACUAAAUCGGAAGGCGAUUUCCCGCGCACAGUGGGGAUGCCCUAAUUUCUGAUUUGUUCGCCUAGUUUCUGCAUUGUUUAUGAUUGGUCAGAGUAAACAACACUUGAAUGACUGCCUAUUGUUUUAUAACUUGGACAAAAUCGCUACAGUCAUUUUUCCCGGAAAUGUUUUCUUUCAGUUUCUAAGCUCUGAGAGACUUGUACUUGACCCAGAGGAUGAUGCCUACUACUUAUGGAUGGUAUAUAUUUUUGGUUUGAUCUUCUAAUUUAAUUUAAUGCUACGGUGUGUAUUAAACACUGUCUUUGUUUUUUAGGGUAUGGUAGCUGCCAUAGUUAUAUAUAACUUUUGGACUGUCAUCCUUGGAAUCGCUUUUACAGAAACUUCAGAUGAGGUAGGUUAUAUAGUGUGCAACUAAAUAAUGUAGAUAUAGAAUAGGUGAUAUAGAGUGCAAGUAUAUAAAGCCGUUUUCACCUUGUCUUGAGUAUGGGGUGAAGAAAAGGAAACAAUAAGUCUUUUACAUGACUUGAGGCUUUGACCAUAGGAGUACCGUAAAAUUCCGAAAAUAAGCCCCGGGGCUUAUUUUUGGAGGGACUUAUAUUCGGAGGGGCUUAUCUACGGAGGGAAAUUUGCUUUUCAAAAUCAAUUGGGCUACCCUUAUAGUUGAAAGUAAAUUUACCGUUUUUGCUUUGUUUUUCUUUGUAUUUGAGGGCAAUUUGCCAAGUACAAGCCCCCGGGGGCUUAUGUUUGGAGGGGCGAUUUGGAGGGUUUUUUGAGUUACCGGUUUGAGGGGCUUAUACAUGGAGGGGCUCAUUUUCGGAAUUUUACGGUAUCGCUAGACAGUCAGGGCAGUUGAUCCAGAGGGAGACUUGUGGCGUGUCACAGUCCAAGUCAUUGAUAUUUACAGGACCUGACACUACACAGUUUUCCUUGAAAAACCAGCAAAGUUGCUGCCAAAUCUCAAAACACCACCCGUUUUUACAGCUCUCCAGCAAUUUCGUUUAAGUUUGUAGGCUAUUUUGCCAAGGAUACAGGGCGAUACAUGGCACAUGUACUAUGCAUACUGUUAAGAACAGCAACGUCGAAAAUGCCUUCAGUUUGGUGCUAAAGAUGACAAAUUUGAACUGUUUUGUUUAAUCAAUAAAUUAACCCUCGUUUUUCUCCUUUUUAAGUCUUUCUCUAGGGUUAUCUUCUGGUGGGGAGAUCUGUUUGCAGAUGGCCUGUAUGCCUGCGAUAUAUGUGCGCAACUACGAACUGCUUACAGAGAUGACCACGGCAUUAUGGUAUGUAGAGUAACGAUACUCUUUUUUCUCACCGUAAAAAUUCCGAAAAUAAGCCCCUGCAUGUAUAAGCCCCUCCAAAUAUAAGCCCCCCAAACCGGUAACGCAGAUAACCCUCCGUUGAAUCGCCCCUCCAAAUAUAAGCCCCCCGGGGGCUUGUUCUUGGAAAAUUGCCCUCAAAUACAAAGUAAAACAAAGCUAAAACGGUAAAUUUUCUUCCACCUAUAAGGCUAGCCCAAUCGAUUUUGCAACGCAAAUACCCUCCAUAGAUAAGCCCCUCCGAAUAUAAGCCCCUCAAAAAGGGCCUUUGAAAAAUACAAGCCCCGGGACUUAUUUUCGGAAUUUUACGGUAUCAGGUCCCAGGUAGAGUUAGUUGUUCCAGUUUGUCAAUCAUCCUCAAUUAUUUACGGGGAUCAUAGGGCUGUGGUUUGAACCAAAAAGGUUCCUUAAAGUUUUUUGAUCGGAAAUGCAUUUCUAAGAAAGCGAAGGUUUCAAGAAGGGGACCCAAGCAGAACGAAAAUGUUAGUGUGGAUAAUUGUUCUAAAUAUCGGUACGUUUUUAUUUAUUUAUCUUUUUUUUAAGGUGAAAGACCCUGAAAAAUUGAGGGAGAAAUACUACAAAAAGAGAGGAUUUAAAGCUGACAUCAUUUGUCUUCUGCCUCUAGAAUCACUAUCUUCCUUACUAUUUUGUAAGUAUUUUAAGACAGUUCCUUAUUUCUGUGUCUAGAUUUUGGAUAAACACUACAUAUAUUACUGGUAAAAUCUGUGAUUGACACAAAUUUGUGCUUUGAUGUAAUUGAGUGAAGCCUUCGUGACAUUCUGAGUUCCACGUAUAUUUUGAAUAUACUUUGCUCUAUGACAAGCAAGAGACAAUAGAGCCCAUACUGAAAUAACAAAGCCGUGGAUGGUUUGAAAACACGAGGCGCAGCCAAGGUCUUUGUUAAAUACAGUCUCUAACAUUUUCCCAAAUUUUUGAAAUAGUGACCCUUUUCAUUUAGCAAAUGUUUUAAGUUUUUUCAAACAGUGGGACGGAUGUCUCAUUCUAGAUAAUUUUUUCGAAUCAAUGGGCGAGGUGAAAUUCUCUCCUAUAAUACCGAACAUUUGCCCGGUUUGAAUAGUAUUCUAACGAUCACCGAUAAGUUAAAUUUAGGUUGCUAUUACACAGCGCUCUGCAAUUCAUUCAAAACAGACCUGCUUAUCGCCGGUUUCACUGCUAUUAUAAAUUUACUUAUCAAAACACCUUACUGUUUUGCUUUUCUUCUAGUUCCCUGUGAUGCUAAGUUCUUACGUCUUCCCAGACUUUUGAAGUGGCACUCUGUGGAAACUUUCUUCUUGAUGAGUGACUACCGAACAAGCAAGCCUAACCGUUUGCGUGCCUUUAAACUCAUUCUCUAUCUGAGUGUAGCAAUGCAUUGGGUCGCUUGUCUGUACUAUACCCUCUCUGAAUACGAAGGGCUGGGCUCAAAUGAGUGGGUGUACUGCGAAACUGAGAAAGGAGGCGACUCAUUUACCAGGUUCGAUUUCAGGUUUCUUGUAAAAUAUAAAAUCAUUAUUCCUCCCAAUAUCAUCGGGCCAAUUUUAUUAUUGAAAACCUACGAGUAACGUUCAGGAGAAACGUGUGGCUGGUAGUGCCUACUUUGCAGACUCCUUUACGAACGUUUGUCUUAAAAUACAGUGCAAAUGAUUUACGUAAGUCUGUUUCUGAACUAGUCAUUGUCUGGACCAAUAAUUCCAGCAUGAAAACAAGUUAUAAUAAUCUACAAUUAUCAAGCGCGUAGUUGUUUCUUAAUUCUGCACACGUCAAUUACUUUCUAAAAGAAAAUCUUAAAACUGCGUUUUUGUUAUAUCGUUUAACUUGUGAGUACAAAAGGAAAAUGAAAUUUGAACCAAGGGUAAAGUUGAAUCACAACAUUUACACCUAAAAUAAAACACUUUAGGGUAUGUUGUAUAUCGUUCUUCUUUAAGAUAAAAUGACAAAACGUUUGGACUCUCCUACAAACUGUAAGAGGAGAUUAGACAUUUUCAUUGUUUGAUAGAUACGCACGGCUACAUAACUAAAGAUCCAGAUUCUUAGUGACAGUGUCGCUAGAAAUAACGACUUUCCCUUUUGUUUUUCAGGAAAUACGUUAAGUCCUUUUACUGGUCGGUUCUAACUCUUAUGACGAUCGGUGAAACUCCAAGUCCUCAAACAAACAUUGUAAGUGAUUCGUUCUGUUAUGGCCAGUGUUCGGAAACUCAGCUUUAGACUUUUUACGGUGGCCUCAUUGCACCAGUCUCCUGCUACGAAGUUUUCAUGAGUACUGUUUUUUAUUGACGGUUGCACCAAUGUUGUUUGUAGGAAUAUAUUUUCACUGGAUUCAUGUUUCUUCUUGGAAUCUUUGUAUUUGCAACUGUCGUUGGCAACGUUGGAGACGUCAUCAGCAAUAUGAAUGCUCCAAGGACAAAUUUUCAGGCCAGGUAUCAACUUGUGUCUUACCUUCUAUCGUUUUCCUUUUUGUAUUGCUGUUUUAAAUAUUCUCAGCCUUGGAGUAGCUUAAGUGGGAUUGGCGGAAAUGUUUAUUCGCUAGGGAAGACACGACUUCCACGGUCAACGUAAUAGAUGCUAUCACUAGGCUAUCAGUCACAUGAAACCUAAAAACUAUAAGAGGUUCACUACACCAACUCCACGGAAUAGGUAGUAUCUUAGUCAUGCUACUCAAGCACCAGCAGUCAUUGCCAGUUCUGUCCAUGCGUGAUGCUCUAGUAUUCCUCUACAGUUACCACUGUAUGUGUUUAACAGGCAAUUGAAUGUUGUGUAAUUUUACGUCAGAAUGGACUCAAUCAAGCAAUUCAUGGAGCACCAUAAUGUUCCACAGACGCUACAAACUCGAGUUAAAAGAUGGGCUCACUAUGCCUGGAGCAGGUGUGUAAUCAGUGCGACACACUGUUGCUGUAACUAGUUGGUAAAGUGGUAAAGGCACUUUUUUCGAACAAGCAACACUCUUCUUGUUUCAAUACGCCUCAACGCCUCAAAGGGAAGAAAGUGAAUACUAGAAAACCUCAUCCCUCUUUUUCUUUUAAAGCUUUAAACUAUACUGAAGACGAUAUUUAGGGCGCGUUCUAUUGACGUUCUAUUCCGGAAUUAGAAUACGUGGAAUAAACUCAAAAAUCCAUUUGUUGUGUGGAAAUAUAUGGAUUAGAAGAAUGUUGCACUUCAAAGGACCAAAAAUUUGCGAUCGAAAAGAUUCGUGACAAAUUUUUGCGCAUUCUUAUUCCGGAAUACGAUCGUUCGAACACACCCUUAGUAUCCUUGUAAGUAUGGCAAUGGAGGUACUUUUGCCGAACAAACAACACUCGUCUUGCAUCAGUGCGCCAGAUGCAUGGCAAAUUGAUGUGUAUGAACAUAAAGUAUACACUGUAAUUUUCAGGGAGUUAUAAUAACUCCUCUAGUGGGGCUAAUUUAACUCCUUACAGUGGAGUUAUUUUUCGUGGAGUUAUUUUAACUCCAAAAAGGAGUUUAAAGAACUCUUUUUCAGGAGUAAAAGUGACCCCAGAUAUUGAGGAGUUAAAAUAACCCCAAAAAAGGAGUUAUCCUGUACCUAAAAUUUUUGCUCCACUUUCAGAGUUAAAUUAACUCCAAAAAGAGUAAAAACAACCCCUGUAAGGAGUACAAGUAACCCCAUUUCGGAGUAAUUUUAACUCCAAGACUGGGAGUAAAAAGAACUCUUUUUCAGGAGUAAAAACGACCCCAAAUUCGGAGUUAAAUCAGGAGUUAAAAUAACCCCCAAAAAGGGGUUAUCCUGUACCUAAAAUUUUUACUCCAUUUUUGGAGUUAUAAUAACUCCCUAAAAAUUACGGUGUAGUACCAUGAGGAAAAAAAAUAAUAAUACUAGAGAAUCUUAUCCCUCUCCUAUUUUAAAACUGUCAUUGCAACUUUUAAAUACGAUCUUUAGCCCCCUUAUUAUCCUUGUUAAUAUGACAACGGAGCAGAGGGGCGUGAGUCAAAGUACUUCUGACAAAGACAAUCACAUCCACCUAGGCUGGAUGUUUACGUUCUUGAUCAUUAUGCCAUCAAUCAGUCUUAAAAUGAAUACUGUUACGAAGACUAUACUAACUUGAAUACUAUGUUAGAAUUAAUGUUGUGGGACAAUCAUGAUUUAACGACAAAACGCUGUUGCAAUUGUCUAAUGUGCAGAACACAAGCCCUCGACGAGUCUUCGUCCUUAGAAAUGCUUCCUGAUAGACUGAGAACUGAAAUAGCUAUCCAUGUACAUUUGGAUACUUUAAGAAAGGUAUGGGCAAGUACCUUUAACUUUGUUUUAUGGGUAGCAGUAGUUUAUUCUUUAAUGGGGAAUUUCAGCAUUGAAGAUCAGGGAGAGCGCAAGUAUGACAUUUGGGAACAAGUGCCACUUAGCCAGCGCUUACUCUCAAAACAUCUUGUAGCCCAACGUGGCCCCGUUUGUUCAAACGUCGGAUAGCGUUGUUCAACGGUUAAAUCACGAUCCACCUUUGGUACAACUUGAACCAAGACUCUUCUCAAAACUCUUGAAUUUGUUUGCUUGUUUUAUACAGGUAAAAAUCUUUAAAGACUGUGAACAGGGUCUCUUGUGUGAAUUGGUUCUUAAACUUCGACCCCAGAUAUUUUCACCCGGGGACUAUAUCUGUCGUUCUGGUGAAAUAGGUAAGAAGACAGUCAUUUGUUAAUUUUUACUGCCCAGAUUUACUGACAAGUGCGUUGCACACCUGGUCCCUAAUACAAAGCCAUAUUUGGAGUUUGUCGACUCUUUCGAUGGUAUAUGAAAUUCCCCUUAAUUCUUAACUCUGUAAGAUGAUUACCCUUUAAUAUGAAGCUGAGUUGAGGUAUCUUUUCCAUACCAUUUCACUAAUCAAGACUGUAAAGUAAUAUUCUUGUUUCUUGGUGGAUUCUCAUAAUCUUGUGAAUUGAUGGUUUUUCUUUAAAGGGCGAGAGAUGUACAUUAUCAACAAUGGAAGAGUCGAGGUGAGAAAAUGAUUGUCUUCAGCAAUUCUUUCAGUGUCUUAAUCUUACCAAAGAGACAUGAAACAACUCCCUAAACGGAGUUAGGCGGAGAAAUGGUAGCCCAGUGGUGAGAGCACUCGCCUCCCACCAAUGUGGCCCGGGUUGAAAUCCCGGUGUCGACGCCAUAUGUGGGUUGAGUUUGUUGUUAGUUCUCUCCCUUGCUCCGAAAGGUUUUUCUCCGGGUACUCUUAUUUUCUGCUCUCCUUAAAAACCAACACAUCCAAUUUCCAGUUCGAUUUGGAAAGCGGACAGCUUUUAGUGAGUUCUCAUGAAGUCCUAAGUGCUCCGUGGGUAAACAAAUUACAACAAUUUAAAAACGGUUUUUUUGUGGAAAUUGAUUGUGAAUUUCUGUUGUGAUAACCUUUGAGGCCAAAGUUGAGCAUUUGACCUUUCAGUCAGUCCAUGUUGCUGGCCGGUAUCUACUUACCUGUUGUCAAUCAAUCACCUAAUCAAUCACUUGGACAGUCAAUCAAUCAAGCGGUCAACUGGUCACUUAAUCAUUCAAUCAAUUUGUGUUUUAAUCACAUAAUGAUUUAUACUUAAUGAGACAAGCCCAAAGUGGAGCUCCCGUUUACGAGAAACAACUAAUUUAUAUGAAUACUUGAAGUCUUUCCAAUCUUUUUAGACUCCCCUUUUCUUUCAACUUUAGGUAGUUAUAACAGACUCUUCUACCAAUGAGGAAGUUGUCGUAGCAUCUCUAACGGAGGGAAAUUAUUUCGGAGAAAUCAGUUUGCUGCGACUCGAUGAGGGAAAAAACAGGUAAACAUGCAUUCCACGUCCUAAGAUUGAUAUCAUCUGCAUCAAUCAUCUUUCAGUCUUCUUCCAGUUUGCCCAUCUGUGCCUCCUUUUGUGUUGUGUCACUUUUACCUUACUCUGACUUUUUGAGUGCUUUAAUAUUUUAAUGUUGCGCUCAAUUUGGUGUCAGUUUCCUCUGUUUGAAUUUGGAUAAAUUUCGUGACACAGCUCCUUUAACCCUUCAAGCCCCAAUAUCCACAUACAAAUUCUCCAAGCUUAUAUCUAUACAUUUCCUUAAAGAAUUAAAUGAGAGAAUUUGAUUACAGAUCCAGGCAUUUUCUCUUUGGUGAUCAUUUUGUUAAUACUUAUAACUUUAUCUCUUGACAAUGUAUGGAUAUCGUUAGGAGAAAAUUGUUGUUGGUCACCACUGGGACCUUAAAGUUAAUAGGCCAAUCUGACUAUUCUAUGUUUUCUUUACAGGCGUUCUGCUGAUGUUCGGUCCGUAGGAUACUCGGAACUGUUAUGUCUGUCUCAAAAGGACUUGAUGGAGGUACUGUUCUUAGGCGUUGAUAUUCACUAAUUUACCAAUAAACUAUUUCGACCCUAUGCUGACUUUUAACGUAGUAAAUGACGAGGCAUAAGAAACUAUUGCGUUUUACGAUCUGGGAAUAUAUCCGCGAACUUGAAGCCAAUUUGUGUCUAUUAUUUUAAAUUUAGGUUGAUUGUUAAUGGGUGCAAUUUAAGCUAUCAGCCUAGUGUCGUUUACUAAACCAAUACAACGUUAUUUGACAAAUACAAAAUUUUAAGAAUUAAACGUCACUCUCCACUUAACAGUGUUAAUAGGUGGACACGAUUUGCUUAUUAUUGUAGGCUUUAGAGGAGUAUCCUGACGCCAAAAAGGUUCUCGAAAGUCAAGGGCGUGAUAGGUAAUUAGAGUUUUGAGUUGAUAUUGAUUCGUAUAAGGUAAGGCCAAGUGGUUUAUACAAGUCAGACAAAGUGAACCGCACAAAAAAAACCCGGUGAAUUUAAGAUGAAGGAUAAAUGUACUGAGAACUUUAAGUGUAGAACGUGAGGUACUAGUGUGAGUGUUUUGUCAAGGUUUCAAAACGCAGAUUUUCUACUUUGUAAUUCGAAAAUUCUUUUUAAUUGCAAGUGUUCCAACUGAGAUUAGACUGUUUUAAGAUCAAAACGAUGGUUAUUGAUGAAACACUUGACCAAAAUGGGCAACAUUUAUUGAUUUGCGUUCACUUCGUUUUGAUUGGAAGCUGCCAUAUAGAAAACAUUGCUUAGUCAGCUGCGUAUCAUUGUUUACUGUUUUCUGUUAGAUUACAGAGAACAAGAGCAGAAAGCAGUCUUUCAGUCCCCGGGCCUGGUGAAGCAAAUAAGGAAAAACUUCAUGAUCUGGAAUUUAAUUUUGGUAAGCUGCUGCUUCUGCUGCUUGUUUUAUGUUAGAUACUAAAUUGGAAGCCUGAAAGAGAAUUCUCAUUCAUAUGCAGCGUACAGUUUCUGCUUUUCUUUGUUAACUUUCUGCAUUUCCAUGAGGUAGGUUUGUUAUUUUCUGUGCUGAGUAUAUUAUAUAAUCAUAGCUACAAAUUAACUCCCUUUAAACGGAAAUCUCAUUAACAUCGAGAACUCCUUAAACUGAACAUCCUUAAUUCGUCCCUCCAGUUAUCAGAGUCCUUUUCCUUUGACUCUACAAGGCGGGUUCUUCUCUUAGACCGACACUUGGUAGUAGACCCACCAAGUGUCCUUCUAAGAGCGCGUUUUUCUUUUUUUUUUCACAGCAAGGGAAAUAAACGCCAUCAAAAAGCUCCUGGAGGAACUAAAAGAAAACAAACAAGAGGUAAGAUGCGUUCCUUCAAUAUACCGCCAUUACAUUACUCGUUUCCUCAUAUAAUAUAUCUCAUUGGUUUGGAGUGUUCUAUAGCUAUAGCCUACGUGUAACCGCACCCUCCCUCUCUCCAUUUUUUAUUUGUCCUCGGGGGGAGGGGACGCCUACACGUAGGCUACUAUUGCUUAUACCUGCUCUUUAAUCGAUUCACAGGAGUUCUCAAAUACUUCAAAUUUAGAGUCAUCACUGGCCCUCCUUUUAAAAGGAGGCAGCGUGGCCGAGUGGUCAGUGCGUCGGACGCGCAAUCUGGUUGUCCCGGGUUCGAGUCCAGCUCUUGCCCCUUUCUGGAUUUGUUUUCGGUCGUGCCGAGUUCAAAUCCUCGGACACGCUGAUAACUAGCAAACUAGUUGCCCCCUGCCAGUUGAGGUUUUUAAUCCGGUUUGGAUUAUUUGUUUCCUCUACGUAUUUGAGUGGAGUGCCUGUAAACUAGCUGGACAAGCUAAGUGCACUUUCCACUGUAAAAGAAAAACUUAAACCCAGUCCUUAUGUAGUACAGAAGAAUUAUCUUUGAUUUCCGAGGAGGUAGCGUGACCGAGUGGUCAGGGCGUUGGACUUGAAAUCCGGCGGCCCUGAGCUCAAGCCCCGCCUUGGCCUCUAGCUGGUUUUGUUCUUGGUGGUCCCGAGUUCAAAUCCUCGAUCACGCUUGUAAAUUACCAACUGAUUUGCCUCCGGCCAGUUGGGAUUCUUAACCUUGGUAUGGUUAUUUGCUCGGACCCUUAGACAAGACAGUCGAAUCUAGAUCCGAUCACCUCCCUUAAGCGACCACUUAUCCAAAACACCAAUAUUUCUCUGUCAAAGUCUCAUAGUAAACGACCACCUCUCGCAAGCGAUGGUAACCUUUUUUAGGAUGACGGUUUUAGAAUUUUCAAUUGUGUUUAAUAUGAACCAAAUGCUUUUUUUUGCCUUUCUCGUUGCCGUCGCCGUCUUCGUUGCUUAAGCUCCCUAAUAGUCCGUUUCAACUUCUGGUUUAUAUUUCCAGUGCUUAUAUUUGAGGGCACAAGUUCUUAGACAAGGGGAAGAGCUCUGCAGAAUUAGGCAACAGGUGGCUAUUCAAAAUAGAUCUCCCAGUGGUGGUAGAAGAAAGAAUAAAUCAAGUGGUGAUAUACAAUCUGGGGAAAGGUUGAUACAGCGAUUGAUUUUAGCAGCUAAGCUCGCGUCGGUAAAUUUGAAAACUUCUCAAGAGAAACACUCGAAACAAGCUAGCGAGCAGAAGAACGAAUUCGAUAAUGAACGUAAAUCCGAACUCAAGGAACAUUUAAGGAUUGCGGAAAAUGUUCCUGAUAUAUAUCUUGAAAGUGAUAUUGAUGGACGUUGUUAUCUGGGACCUCGAAGAAGAUCCUUGAAAGAUGACAAUAAUAACACAUAA